GCCUCACCUCUCUCCCCCUCUCCCAAGUCUCCAUCUCUCUCUCCUCGAAUAAACCCCCACCACCCCACCUCCAUUUUUACUCCUCCCACGAGACAGCACAAACCCAAUCCCAUCCACCAACCACCUCGCCGCCGUCGCCGCCGCCGCAGCCAUGGGCGUCUCCGCCCUGCUGCUCCUCCUCCUCGCCGCGGCCGCCACCGCCGCGCCGCCGGAGCAGCCCGCAUUGUCCGCUACUCCCUCCUCCGCCGCCGCCGCCAACAACAGCAGCGGUGGUGGUGGUGGUGCGGCGAGCAACGGGGUGAACUCGAACUCGGUGCUGGUGGCGCUGCUGGACUCGCACUACACGGAGCUGGCCGAGCUGGUGGAGAAGGCGCUGCUGCUGCAGACGCUGGAGGACGCCGUCGGGAAGGGGAACGUCACCAUCUUCGCGCCGCGGAACGAGGCGCUCGAGCGCGACCUCGACCCGGAGUUUCGCCGCUUCCUCCUCGAGCCCCGCAACCUCCGCUCGCUGCAGCGGCUCCUCCUCUUCCACGUCCUCCCCGCCCGCCUCCACGCCUCCGACUCCUCCUCCCCCGACUUCCCCUCCUCCCACCCCACCCUCUCCGGCGAGCGCGUCGACCUCUCCGCCUCGCCGAUGCGGGUCGGCGCCGCGGCGGUCACGCGGCCCGACGCGGUGGUGCGCCCCGACGGCGUCAUCCACGGGAUCGAGCGGCUGCUGGUCCCGCGCUCCGUGCAGGAGGAUUUCAACCGCCGCCGCAGCCUCGCCGCGAUCUCGGCGGUGCUCCCGACGGGGGCGCCCGAGGUGGAUCCGAGGACGCACCGCCUCAAGAAGCCCGCGCCGCCCGUCCCCCCCGGCGCGCCGCCGGUGCUGCCGAUCUGGGACGCGAUGGCGCCGGGCCCAUCCAUCGCGCCGGCCCCCGCGCCGGGGCCCGGGUCCGGGAAACACCACUUCGACGGGCACAGCCAGGUGAAGGACUUCAUCCAGACGCUCCUCCUCUACGGCGGCUACAACGAGCUCGCCGACAUCCUCGUCAACCUCACCUCGCUCGCCACCGAGAUGGGCCGCCUCGUCUCCGAGGGGUACGUGCUCACCGUGCUGGCGCCCAACGACGAGGCCAUGGCGCGGCUCACCACCGACCAGCUCAGCGAGCCGGGGUCGCCGGAGAACAUCCUCUACUACCACAUGAUCCCGGAGUACCAGACGGAGGAGAGCAUGUACAACGCGGUGCGCCGCUUCGGGAAGGUGAGGUACGACACGCUGCGGCUGCCCAACAAGGUGACGGCGAGGGAGGCCGACGGGUCGGUCAAGUUCGGCCAUGGCGAGGGCUCCGCCUACCUGUUCGACCCGGACAUCUACACCGACGGGAGGAUCUCCGUGCAGGGCAUCGACGCCGUGCUCUUCCCUCCCAAGGACACCGCCACCGGCGGCGAAGGCUCAGGCUCCGGCUCGUCGGGCGCCGCUCCCGCCAGGAAGGCCCCCGCCGUCACCGCCCACUCCAAGUCCAAGCUCCGACGAGGGAAGUUGUUGGAAGGGGCAUGCCAAGUGAUGGGCUUCCUAGGCCGAAGAUCGCGAUUCGCGAGCUGCCAAUAGACUACGACAAUGGCUUGAUGGACAAAUAUGUAUAUCUGCCACUGCUUUUUGCUCAACUCAUGACGCUGAAACAUGAACCGAAAUGAAGGCUACAGAUGAUGAUUGGUUGGAUGGAUGAAUGGACGAACAAAUUGAUGAUGGUUUUACAUAAGCUUAAUUAAGAGGAAGAAAUAAGGUGUCAUGAGAACGAGUUGAGAGAGACGGAUGGCAGACAUUCUGGUUGGUUGUUGGAGGUGGAAAAAAAAAAGGAUGGAAAUUUGUUUAUACUGGUCAGUGAAGAUCAAACACCGAUGUAUAGCAAUUAAACUUUUCUAUUUUUUUAUUUGUUUUAUUUUAUUUUGUUGAUGAUGAUGUUCAGCGCUUUUUGAUAAUGAGGAAUGCCAAAAACAAAAAUUGCAGUGUUCAUGGACC
Messenger RNA from Oryza sativa Japonica Group (Japanese rice), 2002 nucleotides. Its product is annotated as fasciclin-like arabinogalactan protein 15. The record is from RefSeq and is a predicted model, not a curated record. Lineage: Eukaryota; Viridiplantae; Streptophyta; Magnoliopsida; Poales; Poaceae.